Messenger RNA from Torulaspora globosa, 3984 nucleotides. RefSeq names its product DNA-directed RNA polymerase (gene RPO41). Gene Ontology annotation, cellular component: mitochondrial DNA-directed RNA polymerase complex. Bases 1 to 3984 code for a protein of 1327 amino acids. The record is from RefSeq and is a predicted model, not a curated record. Gene Ontology annotation, molecular function: DNA-directed RNA polymerase activity; mitochondrial promoter sequence-specific DNA binding. Gene Ontology annotation, biological process: mitochondrial transcription. Lineage: Eukaryota; Fungi; Ascomycota; Saccharomycetes; Saccharomycetales; Saccharomycetaceae. The transcript has a single exon.
AUGUUGCGAUCUUUUUCUCGAUCAGCAUGCAGAGUAACAGCGAUUCAAAGGCGAUUUAUCACGUCCAAAGGAUCUAAACUUCUCAAGCCUGCUUCAGACACUCAUAUGUCUAUGGAGUCUAGUCAGAACUCCCUAGGAGCCCAUGGCGGUCUCGAUUUCAUGAAAUCGUCGCAAAUAAGCAUGUCACCAGGUUUCGAUCCGUACGAUAUGUCUCACGCAUCGGCAGUCAAGAGUAUGACACAAUCAAGAGAUGUUAUGCAAUUAUGGUCCUUACUGGAGGCUUGUCUCUAUUCCAAAUAUAUGAAAAGAGCCUUUUCUAUUCUUCAGUCGCUUUAUUUGGUGGGACCUCAUAGACAUUAUUUCAUCGAUGAUUACAACAUGUAUCUGGCUAGCUAUGUGGAGAACGGGUUUGCCAAGUCCAUCGCUGAUCUAGAUCGCAAACUUUCGGAUGAUUUACAGAAUAGCUUUCCGGCAUGUGAGUACAACGAUAAGACGCUCUCGAUAAUGAUACACAACGCCCUGCGAUCGGAAGAGGUGAACGACUCGGUGCUUAGAAGUAUCAACACAUACCUGAAAAUGAAUAUGAAGGGUAUCAAGAGUAUAAUAUCGCAUGUCGACGUGUUGACUGUUCGAGACUAUGAGAUUCUUUUGGGAGAGCUGAAGGUAAUCAAAUCAAGCGACAUUCCCGAUGCCACAAGAGUGCUGGUUGAGAAGAAUAUUUCCGCGAGACAGCCAGCCUCAGCAGACGAAGAAGGCCAAGAAAGUCCAGUACUCAACCGCACUAAUACCCUAAAUGAUAAAAGAUCAGCUCCCUCGCGCGUUGAGGACUUAACGAAGGGUAUAGAACCUGCCAAAAUGGCAGAAUUAGAAGUUGAGUCUUCGAUAAGUUUGGAUGAGGCGGUCCAGUCACUUGAGAAAGACGCAGCAAAACUGACUGCUGUGGACACCCUUGGGAUGCGGGUGGUGAGGCAUACGUUGCUGGGACUUGAUUUGAAUGAAAAGCAAAGAGAGAAAAUUGCGCAGUUUCAUUUUAAAGCAGAGGAGAAUCUGUUAAAUCUUGACCAAAAGAGUUCUAUUGAUUUUUUCGAAAUUUACCGAUCCUUGAAAAGUGAUGCAGAGAGAGCUAAGUUCGAUGAGAUAUUGGAGAGCUUUAACCAAGAGAGGCAGAAAGCGUUAGAGAAUCGUGCUACAGAUGCAGCAAAGGAACGCUGGAAGCACGAUUUUGAAGAGGCUAGAGCAAGGGGCGAUAUAUCAAUUGAAAAGAGACUUAACGUAAAAUUGUGGAAAUGGUAUAAUGCUAUGUUACCGCUGUUGAAAGAAGAAGUUAAAAAUAGUGCUGAAGUUAUGUCGGGAAAAGUCAAAAACUCGACGAAGCGCCUCAGUCAAGAAGAAAUCAAGCAGAAUAGAGCGAGGUUGGACUAUGGUCCUUACUUACAACUAGUGGAACCUGAGAAGAUGUGUGUUAUUACUAUAUUAGAGCUUUUGAAAUUGAACUCAACUGGGGGGGUUAUCGAGGGAAUGAGGACCGCAAGGGCGGUCAUAUCGGUUGGAAAAGCUAUAGAGAUGGAGUUCCGCUCUGAACAGUUAUUGAAGAACGAAUCCCAGCUAUUCAAGGAUGUCAACAAAAAAUCUCACGAAUUCAAGAAAUAUGUUCAAAGAGCUAAGUCGAAAUUCAGAUCCUACAAGAUCGAAGAAUCGAAAGUAGUGUGGCCACAAGCUGCUCGUGCUAAGAUCGGAUCCAUCAUGAUUUCCAUGUUGAUUCAUGUUGCUAAAGUUGAUCUGGAGGGUAUAGAUCCCGUCACAAAGCAAAAGGUUUACGGGGAGGCACCGGCCUUCUCACACGGAUAUCAGUAUCAUAACGGCUCUAAGCUCGGCGUUCUCAAGAUCCACAGAUCAUUAAUCCAACAGCUGAACGGCGAAAGACUGAUCGCAUCUGUCCAGCCUCAACUUUUGCCAAUGCUGGUCAAACCAAGAGAUUGGAAGAAUUGGAAGUCCGGCGGUUAUUACUAUAACCAAUCGUCGUUGAUCAGGUCGAAAGAUUCUCCUGAACAAAUGGCAUAUUUGAAAGCCGUUUCCGAUGCAAAUGCAAUUGACACGGUGUAUAAAGGUUUGAAUGUUCUCGGGGAAACUGCUUGGACCGUUAAUCGAAAAGUUUUCAACAUUAUGUCAGAAGUGUGGAAUAGCGGGAAGGAUUUUCUAGAUAUCCCAGGAAUCCAAGAAAAGCUGGAACUUUUGCCGCCUCCACCGAGGGACGCUGAUCCAUCAGUUCACAGAGAGUGGAAGUUAAAGAACAAGGAGCUUGCAAAUAAGUUCUCAAGUAAUAGAUCGAUUAGAUGUGACUCGAACUAUAAACUUGAAAUAGCUAGGGCUUUCUUAGGGGAAAAGUUUUAUUUUCCCCAUAAUCUGGAUUUUCGAGGCCGUGCUUAUCCUCUUUCUCCACACUUCAAUCAUUUAGGCAAUGAUAUGAGCAGAGGAUUGCUAAUAUUCUGGAAGGGAAAAAGAUUAGGGCCACAAGGCCUUACGUGGUUGAAAGUACAUCUUUCGAACCUAUUCGGCUUUGAUAAGGCUCCGUUAGUUGAACGGAUUUCAUUUGCUGAGAGCCAUUUAGAAGAUAUUAGAGACAGUGCUGAAAACCCGCUUAACGGCAAAGGCUGGUGGUUAAAGGCGGAUAAACCUUGGCAAGCAUUGGCUACUUGUAUUGAGUUAAAUGAAGCUUAUAAGUUAGAAAAUCCAGAAGACUUUAUUUCCCACCAACCUGUCCAUCAAGAUGGUACAUGUAACGGUUUACAGCAUUAUGCUGCUCUCGGUGGAGAUAUUGAAGGUGCGACACAGGUUAAUUUGAUACCAAAUGAUCGCCCUCAAGACGUCUAUAGUCAUGUUGCGAAAUUAGUGCAAGCCAGGCUUGAGGCUGCCGCUGCGAAGGGAGAUGAGCAAGCCAAAGUUUUAAGAGACAAAAUCACAAGAAAGGUUGUUAAACAAACUGUCAUGACAAACGUUUAUGGAGUUACAUACGUUGGUGCUACUCUGCAGAUCGAAAAGCAGCUCUCGAAUAUAUUCGAUGAUCGUAAAUAUUCUCUCGAGCUGUCAAAGUAUCUAGCAAAGCACGUAUUUGCUGCUGUACGCGAGUUAUUCCAUGGAGCACACUUGAUCCAAGACUGGCUUGCUGAAUGUGCGAAUAGAAUAUCAAAAUCCAUCAGAUUAGACGUUGAUGAGAAAUCGUUCAAAAAUGGCAAUAAGCCCGAUUUCAUGUCAUCGGUUAUAUGGACGACACCUCUCGGUCUGCCAAUUGUACAACCAUACAGAGAAGCUACCAAGAAGCAAGUUACAACGAACUUGCAAACGGUGUUCAUCAGCGACCCAUUUUCCGUGAACCCUGUCAACGCCCGUAGACAAAAAGCCGGAUUCCCACCGAAUUUUAUCCAUUCUCUUGAUGCGUCCCAUAUGUUGCUAUCAGCUGCUGCGUGCGGCGAUCAGGGGCUAACGUUUGCUUCUGUACAUGACUCUUAUUGGACACACGCUUGCGAUGUGGAUUUGAUGAAUUCCAGCCUCAGGGAGCAAUUCAUUAAGCUACAUGAGGUUGAUUUGAUAGAGAGGUUGAAGAAUGAAUUUGACGAGCGCUAUAAAAACUAUGUUCAGAUAGCCAGAAUCGAUAGACGAUCCGUGCUCGCCAGACGGAUUAUCGACAUAAGGUCGAAACUUUCCAAAGAACUGGGAAGGCCUGCCACUUUAGCUGACGAAAUAUACAUGGAAAAGAAGAGGUCUCAGCUAUUAGAAUCACAGAGCUUGGAGGACCAAGAGAAAGGGAAACAGAUGGUUACAACUGUUUCAGUUGUUGAAACGAUCUCGAAUUUGAAGGAGCUUGAAACGAAGAAGACAGACGGAAGUGCGCUAAUGAUUCUAGUGCCAAUGAAGCUUCCAGAGAUUCCUCCAAAAGGAAAUUUUGAUGUCCAGGAUCUGCGGAACAGCAGGUACUUCUUCUCCUAA